Messenger RNA from Myxocyprinus asiaticus (Chinese sucker), 8367 nucleotides. Its product is annotated as plexin-A1-like. Bases 300 to 5960 code for a protein of 1886 amino acids. The record is from RefSeq and is a predicted model, not a curated record. Gene Ontology annotation, molecular function: protein binding; semaphorin receptor activity. Gene Ontology annotation, cellular component: semaphorin receptor complex. The transcript is spliced from 32 exons. NCBI's taxonomy places the organism in Eukaryota, Metazoa, Chordata, Actinopteri, Cypriniformes, Catostomidae. Gene Ontology annotation, biological process: negative regulation of cell adhesion; regulation of cell migration; semaphorin-plexin signaling pathway involved in axon guidance.
CCUAGCGCUCGGAACAACAAGCCGCAUUCCAGUCGCGCCACGGAACGGGAUAUAUCUCGAGUUUUUUUUUAUUUAACUAUGAGUAGGACAUGCAAUGCAAGGAUCAAUCGAACGUGACCCCUGAAUGCAGAAUUGAGGUGGAUGUUAAAGUGGAGGACUGUUUUGAGAGAAGGAAAGGAAACAUUGGAACAUUAAAGGCUGUUUUGCCUCCCUUUCUUGUUUGUUGAAUUAAUUGAUUGCAGUCCCCGACUGAAGACAAAUAACGUGGACCAACACAGCCUUGUUGGUCCAGUGCAAUUAUGUGGCCUCCACAGGGGCCGCAUUGCACUAUUCGCCCAGAAACGGUAGUGCUCCUUGGGUUGCUGACUAUCUCUAUAUCACCUCACCUUUCUGAAGGAGCUCCAGAGCCUUUCAAGUCCUUCUCGCCACCGGACUGGGGUCUGACACAUUUAGCCAUCCAUAACAAGACAGGAGAUGUGUAUGUUGGUGCAGUAAACUGGAUCUACAAGUUCUCUAGCAACUUGACCAAGUUGAGGAGUCAUAUGACAGGUCCAGUGGUGGACAACGAGAAAUGCUAUCCACCUCCAAGUGUACAGUUAUGCUCCCAUGACCUUGCCCCAAACAGCAAUGUGAACAAGCUGCUGCUAAUAGACUAUCCCCAAAACCGUCUCAUUGCUUGCGGAAGCACCUCGCAAGGCAUUUGCCAGUUUCUGCGGCUGGAUGAUCUAUUUAAGCUUGGUGAACCACACCACCGUAAGGAGCACUAUCUCUCCAGCGUCAUUGAGUCUGGAACCAUGUCUGGGGUCAUCAUCUCGGAGGGUCAUUCCAGCAAGCUUUUCAUCGGAACACCCAUCGAUGGAAAAUCAGAGUACUUUCCAACCCUUUCCAGCCGUAAAUUGAUGGCCAAUGAGGAGGAUGCGGACAUGUUCAGCUUUGUCCACCAGGACGAGUUUGUCUCUUCACAGCUCAAGAUUCCCUCGGAUACAUUGUCCAAAUUCCCAGCAUUUGACAUCUACUACAUGUACAGCUUUAACAGUGAACAGUUUGUCUACUACUUGACUUUGCAGCUGGAUACCCAACUAACUUCUCCUGAUGCUAGCGGAGAACAGUUCUUCACCUCUAAGAUUGUCAGACUUUGUAUUGAUGAUCCCAGGUUCUACUCCUACGUGGAAUUCCCUAUUGGAUGCACCAAGGAUGGAGUGGAAUAUCGACUAAUCCAGGAUGCCUUCUUGAGCAAACCUGGAAGGCAACUUGCAAACUCUCUGGGAGUGUCCGAGCAGGAGGACAUAUUGUUUACGGUCUUCUCUCAAGGCCAGAAGAACCGGGCCAAGCCUCCUAAAGAGUCGGCACUUUGCCUGUUUACACUAACAAGAAUCAAGGAAAAAAUCAAGGAAAGGAUUCAGUCAUGCUAUAGAGGAGAGGGCAGGCUGUCCUUGCCUUGGCUACUCAACAAGGAGCUACCAUGCAUCAACUCGCCUCUCCAGAUCGACGAUAAUUUCUGCGGUCAGGAUUUUAACCAGCCUCUAGGGGGCACCAGCACUAUCGAGGGCAUUCCGCUCUUCAUAGACAAAGAUGACGGAAUUACUUCGGUAGCUGCAUAUGAUUACCGUGGCAACACUGUGGUUUUCGCAGGAACUCGUAAUGGCCGAAUGAAGAAGAUUCUGAUUAAUUCAGUGAGUCCUUCCAGACCUGCGCUGCUGUACGAGAGCGUUACUGUGAGCGAGGGCGGCCCGGUUCUACGAGACAUGCUCUUCAGCCCCAACCUAAAGUUCAUAUACACACUGACCGAUAAACAGGUGACACGUGUGCCGGUGGAGAGCUGUUCUCAGUACACAACAUGUUCUGAGUGUUUGAGCUCUAGAGAUCCUCACUGUGGAUGGUGUGUCCUUCACAACACUUGUUCUCGUCGUGAUCGCUGUGAGAAAGCCGAUGAAUCCCAGAGAUUCGCUUCUAGAGUGGAUCAGUGUGUGGAACUCACCGUCCAACCCAACAACGUCUCCGUCACCAUGACUGAUGUCCAGCUGGUUCUUCAGGCACGGAAUGUUCCUGAUCUUUCCGCAGGAGUGGACUGCUCCUUUGAGGAUUACACAGAGACUGAGGGAACAAUGCAUGGGUCACGAAUCUACUGCCUCUCGCCAUCAGCUAAAGAACUCAUACCCAUCACACACCACCAGAGAGACACUCAAGUGGUGAAGCUGUAUUUGAAAUCGAGGGAAACAGGGCAGAAAUUUGCCAGUGUGGAUUUCACCUUUUACAACUGCAGCAUACACAGAUCGUGUUUGUCAUGUGUGAAUGGCUCGUUCCCGUGUCACUGGUGUAAAUACCGUCAUUUGUGCACACAGAAUGCCAACGACUGCUCUUUCCAGGAGGGACGAGUCAACAUGUCAGAGGAUUGUCCUCAGAUUUUGCCAUCCACACAGAUCUACAUUCCUGUCGGCGUUCCGAAGCCGAUCACGCUGUCUGCCUGGAAUCUUCCGCAGCCUCAGUCCGGUCAGAGGAACUAUGAGUGCAUCUUCCACAUUCAGGGAGAAAUGCACAGUGUGACAGCGCUCCGAUUUAACAGCUCCAGUAUACAGUGCCAGAAAACUACAUAUAACUAUGAAGGAAGUGACAUCGGCGAUCUUCCUGUUGAUCUGUCUGUGGUGUGGAAUGGAAACUUCAUCAUCGACAACCCGCACAACAUACAAGCUCACCUUUAUAAGUGUAAUGCGUUGAGGGAGAGCUGCGGUUUGUGUCUGAAGUCUGACCCGAGUUUCGAGUGUGGAUGGUGUGUUCAGGACAGGAAGUGCUCUCUCCGACAGGAAUGUGCUCAACCGGAGCACACCUGGAUGCAUGCUACUGCCGGCAACAGCCGCUGCACGCACCCUCGCAUCACCAAGUUGACUCCUGAGACUGGUCCACGACAGGGCGGGACCAGACUCACCAUCACCGGAGAGAAUCUAGGCCUUCAGUUCAAAGACAUCCAGAACGGAGUCCGGAUUGGAAAAGUGGCCUGUCAGCCCAUAGAAGAGGACUACAUCAGUGCUGAACAGAUUGUAUGUCGAUUGGCCGAUGCCACAGGUUAUCGUGUACAGGAAGCUCAGGUUGAAGUGUGUGUUCGAGACUGUCUUCCUGAAUACAGGGCUGUGUCUCCUAAAGCCUUCACAUUUGUGUCUCCAUACUUCACGCGCGUGAUGCCGUCAUAUGGGCCGAUUUCUGGCGGUACGAGAAUCACGAUUCAUGGCAGUCAUCUGAAUGCAGGUAGCGCCAUCUCCAUCAAGAUCGGACUCAAUACUUGCCGCUUUGAGAGACGAAGCGCCCGUGAGAUCGUGUGUGUGACUCCAGCGGGUUUGGGUCCAGGCGGAACUCCCGUGAUGGUGGAUAUAAACGCGGCUGAACUGAGGAACCCGGAAGUGAAGUUUAACUACACAGACGACCCCACUGUACUGAAGAUAGAACCAGACUGGAGCAUCGCCAGUGGUGGAACUCCAUUAACGGUCAUUGGAACAAACCUUGCCACCGUUAGAGAGCCAAAGAUGACAGCCAAAUAUGGCAGCGUCAGAUCAGUGAAUAACUGUACCGUGGUGAAUAACACAGUGAUGGUGUGUCUGGUUCCGUCUGUGGCGAGAUCAGAGAGGGGGUUCUCAGAGGUGGGCAGUGGUCCGGAUGAGAUCGGCUUUAUCAUGGAUAAUGUUCAGACGCUGCUGGUGGUUAAUGAGAGCUUCAGUUUCUAUCCUGACCCUGUGUUUGAACCCCUCAGUCCAUCCAUGCUGGAGCUCAAAUCGGGUUCUCCACUCAUACUGAAGGGCAAGAAUCUCAUUCCUUCAGCAACUGGUAACUACAGGUUGAACUACUCCGUUCUGAUUGGUGACAAACCAUGUGUGUUGACCGUCUCUGAGACUCAACUGCUGUGCGAAUGGCCGAAUCUGACCGGACAACAUAAAGUUACUGUCUUGGCCGGAGGUUUCAGGUAUUCUCCGGGAACUCUACAGAUGUACUCUGACAGCCUCCUGACUCUUCCUGCUAUCAUCGGUAUUGGGGGAGGAGGGGGUCUUCUACUCAUCGUUAUCAUCAUCAUCCUCAUCGCUUACAAACGAAAGUCCCGCGACGCUGACCGAACGCUCAAGCGCUUGCAGUUACAGAUGCACAACCUUGAGUCCAGAGUCGCACUGGAGUGCAAAGAAGCGUUUGCGGAGUUGCAGACUGAUAUCCAUGAGUUGACUCAGGAUCUGGAUGGAGCUGGAAUUCCAUUCCUGGAUUACCGUAUGUACGCAAUGAGAGUUCUGUUCCCUGGAAUUGAGGAUCACCCUGUUCUGAAGGAGAUGGAGGUGCCAGCUAAUGUUGAGAAAGCUCUUACUCUGUUCGGCCAGCUCUUGAAUAAGAAGCACUUUCUGUUGACAUUCAUCCGGACGCUAGAAGCACAGCGCUCGUUUUCCAUGCGUGACCGCGGGAACGUGGCGUCGCUUAUCAUGAGCGCCCUGCAAGGGGAGAUGGAGUACGCCACGGGCGUCCUGAAACAACUGCUUUCUGACCUCAUCGACAAAAACCUGGAAAGCAAGAACCACCCCAAACUCCUGCUCCGUCGGACGGAAUCAGUGGCAGAAAAGAUGCUAACAAACUGGUUUACCUUCCUCCUCUAUAAGUUUCUCAAGGAGUGUGCAGGUGAGCCUCUGUUCAUGCUGUAUUGUGCUAUAAAGCAGCAGAUGGAGAAGGGCCCUAUAGACUCAAUCACCGGCGAGGCCCGAUACUCCCUCAGCGAGGACAAACUGAUCCGACAACAGAUCGACUACAAAACUCUGACGCUCCACUGUGUGAACCCGGAGAAUGAGAAUGCCGCGGAGGUGACCGUUAAAUGCCUGAACUGCGACACCAUCACGCAGGUCAAAGAGAAAAUACUGGACGCUCUUUUUAAAGGCACACCAUACUCACAACGACCCAAAGUUGGAGACAUGGACCUCGAGUGGCGUCAGGGUCGUUUGGCUCGAAUCAUUCUUCAGGAUGAGGACGUCACCACGAAGAUUGACAACGAUUGGAAACGACUCAACACACUGGCACACUAUCAGGUAACAGAUGGGUCAGUGAUCGCAUUAGUCCCCAAGCAAAACUCUGCCUACAACAUCUCCAACUCAUCAACAUUCACCAAAUCCCUCAGCAGAUAUGAGAGUAUGCUGAGAACGGCAAGCAGUCCGGACAGUCUUCGCUCUCGAACGCCCAUGAUCACACCAGACCUGGAGAGCGGAACCAAACUCUGGCACCUGGUGAAAAACCACGAUCACCCAGACCAGCGAGAGGGAGAUCGCGGCAGUAAGAUGGUCUCUGAGAUCUACCUGACACGCCUGCUCGCCACCAAGGGUACACUGCAGAAGUUUGUAGAUGACCUGUUUGAGACUAUCUUCAGUACGGCCCACCGAGGCAGCGCACUUCCUCUCGCCAUUAAGUACAUGUUUGACUUUUUAGACGAACAGGCCGACAGACACUUGAUAUCAGACCCAGACGUCAGACACACCUGGAAGAGCAACUGUUUGCCGUUGAGGUUUUGGGUGAACGUGAUUAAGAAUCCUCAGUUUGUGUUUGAUAUCCAUAAGAACAGUAUUACAGACGCGUGUUUGUCUGUGGUCGCUCAGACAUUCAUGGACUCUUGCUCCACAUCAGAACACAAACUGGGCAAAGACUCACCCUCCAACAAGCUGCUCUACGCAAAAGAUAUCCCCAACUACAAGAACUGGGUGGAGAGGUAUUACUCUGAUAUCUCGCGAAUGCCGGCGAUCAGUGAUCAGGAUAUGAGUGCAUAUCUCGCUGAACAGUCACGCAUGCAUUUAAAUCAGUUCAACCGUAUGAGCGCGCUGCAUGAGAUCUUCUCCUACAUCACUAAAUAUAAGGAUGAGAUCCUGUCUGCGCUGGAGAGAGACGAGCAGUCGCGCAGACAGAGACUGCGCUCUAAACUCGAGCAAGUGAUUGACACGAUGGCUCUAUCCAGCUGAUCGGGACUGUAACAUGCCAAAUGCACACACACAUGGCCUCUACACACUCCCUGCAUCAGACACACACUGUGGUGGACUGUAGCACACUAGAGCGCCCGCAGAGCGGGACUACACACUCAUCAGUGAAUGUAUGUGUGAUUUUUCACAAGGACAAAACCACAACGAUGAAUGUUGGUGGUGUUCAUUUAGAUUUUCUGAUGAUUUGUCGGAGUGACGUAGAUUGCAGUGGAUGUCUUCACAAAUGGACAAAGAUACUAUUUAGUGUUUUGAAGACACAAUGAGGACAUUUAGGACCUCCAUGAAGUCAUGUGACCGUGUCACAAGCCAGUGAUUGCAAGGGAUCAAAGGAUACUCGAAAUUGAACGCGUAUUUACUAUUGUUUGUUUGUUUUGUUAUUAUUUUGUACAAAUGUUAUGAACUGCCCACUCUCUGCUCUCUUUAACAGUUGUGUUAAUGCUAAUUUUGCACAGUUUACAGAAUCAAGGAGCGACUGGCCGGAUCUCAUGUACAUGUGUGUUCCAUUUACAGUUGCACAAACUUAACAUUAUGUCUGUUUUAUCAUUUAAAUAGGGUAGUGUUGGCAAAGAUGAAUUUGGCAUGGAACAAAAUGAUAAAAACUUCACACACACACACACACACACACAAAAAAAAUGUCCUGUGCCAUGUUUUAUUUGAAUGUUGUUUAAUGCAAAAAAUAUUUAGUUAAGUUAGAAUGUGCGCUGGUUGUUUUAAACAAAUAGCAUGAUGGACUACAUUCAAGAACAAACAUGCCAGAGAAAACAUUUCAAGAGGUUUUAUUGCAAAGCUUUAAUAACAAUUUAAUGAGAGGCCCUCAGGAAGAAAUCUCGAUUUCAGAAACCAAACUUGGCAUGGACAUCUUGAGAUUCACCCACCCUUAGGCUUAUCUUUUAGAAGAAAAGAAAAAAAACCUGUUUUUUUUAGACCGAUCCACAAUAAACAAGUUAAAUAAAGGAGAGUGAAUAGUUUGAGAUCUGUGAGUCAGUAUUUCUGAGGGAGGAAACAACUAAUUCAUCAUGACUUCAGCCUGCAUGAGCAGAAACGAGAAAUAGAGGCUUUUCUCGUUAAUGAGACGAUCCUAAGCAGUCCUGCUUGUAUGUGUUGGAUGUAAGUCAUCAUGAUCUAUCUCUCAGGAUUCAUUGAACAGUCUUAAGAGGAGACAUUAUGUUUGGACUUUUAUGCAUGCCUGGAAUCAGACUGUGAGCCGUUUGUUUCCUCCUGAACCUGAGAAUUGUCAUUAACAAGCGAAUAUUAAAGCAGCACAAAAGUUUAAAUGUUUGAAAAAUGCAAGAAGAGAAAAGUAAAUCAAUCGCUCUUUCUGUAUGUUAUCUUUAUCGCUCUUCCAUGUUUCUGAUGGUUCCCUUCCAAUGUUUUUGACCAGUUGAUCAAACUAAAUAAGUAUUUGAGCACACAUUCAUAUUUCGAAUGUCCCUUUUUUAAACUGUUAUACAUCUAAGCAGGUUUAAUUAAGGUAUAAUUAACAGUCAAAUGGUCAUUAGUGCAAAAUAAACCCCAAAUCAGAGACUUCUUACCAAAUAAUUUUAGAUGAAAUAUUUAUAUUUGAUCUAAAACAUGAUCUUCCUUUUACAAACAUUGGAAAUUUAAAGAUUCACAGCCAGUGCUGUAAUACACAAGAUUGAUUUGGACAUGACUGAAAUUAUAUUAGUAUUCAUGUGUUUUUGGUCAGUGUAAAUGUGGAAAAACUGAUUAUUUACCUUCAAAUCAGUUGGGUUUACCUUAACAUGCUUUUAAACAGAUUAUAAACAACUCAGGAUCUUGCUUUUGCUCUUUUGACGACCACAAAGAUGUGUUUAGGACGCAAAGAACUUGAUAUUCAUGUUUGGGUUUGAUGGAAAGAAAACUUCCCAAGGACUUUCAGUGUUUAUACCCAUCUUAUUGCAUGUAAAACAAAAUUCAGAUUUCACAUUUGUGUUUUAAGUUAUUUAUAUUUUGUUGCUGUUGUUGGGGGUUUUACAGAUUGAAAUGUGUCUAGAACUUGGUGCUGUGGUUGCUUUCAAGUUGGAAAAUUUGUGUUCUCUCUCCUUUUAAACGGUUUCUACACUUUUCAUGAAAUGGAUCUUCUUUAACUUCAGAUAUGUUAAAUAUAUGAAGGUUAACACAAUCGUACCGAGGCAUGGGUACAAAAAUUCAAAUCUAAAUGUAUUAAAAAAAUUGUGAAGUUGCUCCUUCAAACCACAAAAUAGAUUCAGAGAGGAAGCUAGAUGUUUAUUGUGUGAAAACUGAAAUAUCAAAAGACAUUUUAACACGAUUAGAACUCUCAGACUGUCAUAAGUUGGCUGGUUCAUUGUGUAACUAUUUAUUUUUAAUUAUUAUUAUUAUUUUGCAGAUUUAAUACUUGUAAAUAAACACGCAUUAAGGAGAGAUUAAA